Molecule: messenger RNA, 711 nt
Organism: Yarrowia lipolytica CLIB122
Lineage: Eukaryota; Fungi; Ascomycota; Dipodascomycetes; Dipodascales
Cellular component (GO): Mis6-Sim4 complex; kinetochore
Source: RefSeq, a predicted model, not a curated record
AUGGACACGGCAUCUCUCACGAACGAGCUCCGAUCGUUGGCCCGGCGCCAGCAAACUCUCCAAGCGCGUCUGUCAGUUUUGAGAGCAACGACGACGACUUUGAACCAAGCCAGCACGAAAAACAAGACUCAGGACGUCAAACGGAAAAUCGCAACUGACGUGUUGUUGUCUAAGGGAAAGGAGAACUUGCAAGAGCAAGAACAAUUUGAUAGCGAGAAUCUCAGUCGAUUUACCGGAACCACAGCGUUCCGGGUCAAGGGUUUCUCAGACCUGCUGGGGGUUCGUAUUGAGCACUUCAGUGAAGCUACAGGAACAUUUGAGGCGCCUUACUACGUGAUUCUGAAGCGGGUUUCCGGAGAGAAACACUUUGAGGUGUUCAAACACACUAUUCCGAGUUAUGUGCCGUUGAGAUCUCUGGAGAAACAGUAUCUGAAGGGCAAGGUUGACCUGUUGGCUUUCGUUCGAAAAGUCAGACGAUGCAUCCAGCAGUUUCUCUUCAAGCGUCGUGUCUUUAACGAACUACAAUCGUUAGGAGCCGAGGUUGAUGCCGAUGAAGCGUACAGAAUGGUGCAACUCUCUCUACAGGGUGUCACAUACACGCUUGUUUGUGGUCCCACCAGGGUAGAACGAGUUGUGGAGAAGCACAGUAAGCCGUUUCUCUUGGGUCCCUUGUCGGGAUUGAGAAGGCGCAUUGUUCGCGCCAAUAGAUAG